AUGAUUCUUAAAUCAAAUGUGCUUCAUUUCUUUUUGCUCUUUUCUACUCUCCUUUAUUCUUUAUUAGCUCUCUCUCUCUCUCUCUCUCUCUCUCUUUUUCUCUCUCUGUGCCUUUUAUUUAUCGCCUUUUUUCUCCUUCAUUAUUUAUCAUUAUUCUUCCCCUAUUUCAGUUUAUCUCUUCUCUCUAUUUUGCUUCUUCUCUGUCCCUUUCUCUCUUUCCUCCUCCAACUCGCUUGUCCGACUUUUACUUUUCUGUCUUACUCCUCUCAGUCCAAUUUGUUCCCUUUUUCUUUUCCUCGCUGUCAUUUCUAUUCUUUCUUUUUCAUCACUCCUUCAUUCUCUCUCUCAUUCGCUUUCCCUCUAUCUCUGCUCUUUUUCUAUACUUUCUUUUUUGUUUCUCUUUCAUUUUUCUUUUGUGUGCGCCUUUCUUUCUCUCUCUUUCUUUCUCUCACGCAUACACAUACGCAUAUACCUAAUCUCUCUUUCUUUUGUCUAUUGUUCUUUUCUUUCCUUCCCGCUUACGUAAUUUUCUUCUUUCUUUCUUCUUCGCACUCUCUCAUUAUGUCACUCUCUUGUUUUAUCCCUCUUUAUUUCCUUCGUCUUUUCUUUCUCCUCUUUUCUCUCUUUUUUUUCAUUUUUCUUAGUCACUCCCUUGUUGCUUUGUUUUCUCUCAUUCACUCUCUUUUCCCGACAUCUCUCUCUAACCUAACAGUUCUUUCUAAUAUUCUUUCUUUUUUGUCUUUUUUCCUUUCUCUUUCAAACUCUCUUUUUCAUGCUUGCCUCUUUCUCAAUCACUAUCUUACAUAUUCUACCUUUUAUCUCUAUAACACUUUCUUUCUUUUUCUUUCUACUCUGGUCUUUCCAUUUUUCUUUCAUACUCUCUUUUCAUCCUUGCCUUUCUCUCUCUUAUUCACUCUCUUAAAUACCCUCCUUCUCUCUCUAACAUUCUUCCAUUCUUUUUUCCUUUUUCUUUUCUUUCCUCUUUCAUAUUCCCUCUUUCAUCCUUGCCUUUCUCUCUCUUAUUCACUCUUUUAA
Messenger RNA from Acanthosepion pharaonis, 1035 nucleotides. The record is from the annotation of a GenBank genome assembly. NCBI's taxonomy places the organism in Eukaryota, Metazoa, Mollusca, Cephalopoda, Sepiida, Sepiidae.